CCUCAUUCCUCUCCAUCUACCCAGAACCUGCAACCUCCCUAAUAUUGCCAGCUCGAACCUUCAAACCCCAAAAGCCUCUCUCUCUUUCUCUCAUACAGAGAGACACAAAUGGCACCAGCAGCAGCAGUAUGUGUAAUGGAUGCAUCAGGCCACGUAGGCGCCAGCCUCACAGAGCGCCUGCUGCAAAAGGGUUACACAGUACAUGCUGCCCUUCAGAGGCAUGGGGAAGCGCGGUUGGGUGGGAUUUGUUGUGACAAAACGAAGCUCAAAGUUUUCGAUCUGGAUCCGUUCGACUACCAGAGCAUCCUCGACGCUCUCAAAGGCUGUUCCGGCUUGUUUUAUUCAUUUGAGCCUCCACAAGAUCAGCCUGACUGCGAUGAAUACAUGGCAGAAGUGGAGGUUCGGGCAGCGCACAACGUACUAGAAGCAUGUGCAAGAACUGAAACAAUAGACAAAAUCGUGUUUACAUCUUCCGCCGCUGCCGUCUGUUGGCGAAACGAUCGCAAGUCGACGGCUCUCGAUUUGGAUUUGGAUGAACGGCACUGGAGCGAUGUCAAUUUCUGUCGUAGUUUCAAGUUGUGGCAUGCAUUAUCAAAAACCCUAGCAGAGAAGACAGCAUGGGCCCUUGCAAUGGACAGGAGCUUGAAUAUGGUGUCUAUGAAUGUAGGUUUGCUGAUGGCUCCGGAUUUGUCCAUCACCAACCCGUAUUUGAAAGGAGCAGCUGAGAUGUACGAAGAUGGCGUGCUCGUGACCGUCGAUACUGAUUUCUUAGUCGAUGCACACAUCUGCGUUUUUGAAGAUGUCUCGUCCUACGGUCGAUAUCUGUGCUUCAACAACAUCAUCAAUCGGGCUGAAGAUGCUCUAGAGCUUGCUCGGAAGUUGACUCCUUCUGCCCCCUCAUACCCACAAAGCCAAGAUCAGGAUAUGAGGAUCCCUCAACAGAGGAUAAGCAACAAGAAAUUAAAUAAAUUGAUGGUGGAAUUUAAGAGCAAAUCUCAAGAGUGUUGAAGGGAGAUUUGCUUAUAUUAUAUGUAUGUGUGUGUGUGUGACAUGUUGGUCACUUAAAGGCACAUAUUAUUAAGAAAGCAUGUUUUUGUAAGUGCUAUAUUUAUUUGUGUGCUUAAUAAUAUCGUUUGUUAAAAUA
This is a messenger RNA of Malus domestica (apple), 1144 nucleotides long. Its product is annotated as cinnamoyl-CoA reductase-like SNL6. Gene Ontology annotation, molecular function: oxidoreductase activity, acting on the CH-OH group of donors, NAD or NADP as acceptor. The record is from RefSeq and is a predicted model, not a curated record. Lineage: Eukaryota; Viridiplantae; Streptophyta; Magnoliopsida; Rosales; Rosaceae.